Molecule: messenger RNA, 1764 nt
Organism: Rubroshorea leprosula
Lineage: Eukaryota; Viridiplantae; Streptophyta; Magnoliopsida; Malvales; Dipterocarpaceae
Source: the annotation of a GenBank genome assembly
CGUGUUUCUGCUUCUCUUCUUCUUCCCCCGACAAGCCCCCCCAAGCUGCCGAUAGUUCCCCUUGAGAAACUCGGCAAAAGCUUGAAAUAUCUCCUUUUUUCUUGUUCAACCACAAGAUUUGGGGCUUAGAAUUCUCUCUCUCAACCCAGAAAAAAAUCCCAGAUCUGCUCUAUUCUUCCCCUGUCCGCGAGCUGUUUCCAUUGGGUGCGAUUUCUGGGCUUUUUCGGUUGCCGUGAAUUCCUCCAUUUCUUUUCCCCGUCGGCUUCCUUCCCAGCCGGACCCGGUGCUGCUUGCCGGAAUUUUCUGGUAUGGUGACGACUUCUCUAAGUCCAAUUUCACCCAUUUAGCUGCUGUUUAAAUUUCCUUGUAUUGUCCGAAAUUUGCUGAAAAAUGGGGAUGAACUCCGGUAGCAAUUAGAGCAUAAUUAAGCUUAAUUAAGGUAGAGAAAUUAGCUUGAUUUGCUGCUGUGAAUUUUUUGGAGAGAAAAUCCCAUGUGUGUGAGUUGUGGUUUGCCAAAGCCAUGCUCUCCAUGUGCUGCCCGUGAGAAAUGGGGAAAUUUUGGUAGCUUAAGCUAUGUUUUUAAGCUUGGUUUAAGUGUAAAUUAGCUUGAAUUGGAUUGUUGUGAUUUUGGAGAAAAAUCCUGUGAGAUUUAUUAUGGUUUUGCCAAUUUUUGGAAGUUGCAGUUACUGUUUACGGGUACUGUUCACAGGCACUGUUCAUGGUCACUGUUCACGCAUUGAUGGCCAACAAUUAAGGGAGAUUAAAUGUUUACACGGUAUUAAUUCUGGGGCAUUUUGAUUAGGUUCUUAAGUGUUCUAUCACCCGAGCACUUGGCUUGAGUUCCCGGUAUUACAGAUUUGAGGUAAGUAAAUUAUGGUAAAACCCUUCGAUUUCAAAGCAUGUUUUAAAUUGUUUUUGAGAUGGUGGCAAGGUUUAAAUUGAUUUUAUCAGCAUCUGAGUGUGAUUAAACUGAAAUGAAAAUUGUGAUGAUUUUUAUGAAAAUUAUUAUUUUUUGGAAUUGAGCAGGAUUGGACUGAAAAUGAGAAUUUCAUUGUUUUUCUGGAAUUGAGCAUGCCCACAUGAAAUUGUCUUCAUUUGCAUUGAAUGGAGCAUGCCUAUUUAGAAUUGACUGAACUGCUUUGAUGAACUGAGAAUUUUGUAAGUUUUGAGUUUUUUGUUAAAUCCAUGCUCACAUGGAAAUUUUUUGGUUUAUUUUGAAAUUUGAUAUUGAUUGUGAAUUAUGGAUUUUUUUGUAAAUCUUGCAUGGUUUUGUCUCUGAUAUACUCAUGAUUACUGAUGCCCGCCAAUGAGAGUCUGUAAAUGCUGGCACAUGUCGACAUGUUUAUUGAUAUGACUGGUUCAUUCUGUAAUCCUGUCAAUGGGAUAAUACAUUGGUAAUUACUGACGCCUACCAGUGGGAGUUUGUUAAACACUGGUACCAUUACUGACGCCUGCCAGUGGGAGUUUGUUAAACAUUGGUACUUCUGUAACCCUGCCAAUGGGGUUAAACAUUGGUUAUUACUGAUGCUUGUCAAUGGGAGUUGUUAAACACUAGUACCACUACUGACGCCUGCCAGUGGAAGUUUGUUAAACACUGGCCAUGACUUAUAGAUGAGACUACUACUGAAUUUUCUUCUGCAUUAACGGUUUGUCAUUGAAUGCUUUGUUAUUGAACUGGAUUUGAUUCUGCAUUAACGAUUUAUCAUUGAACGUUUUGUUAUGUUGAACUGUUUGUCAAGCAUGCUAUAAAAUUUUACCCAAGGA